Molecule: messenger RNA, 1431 nt
Organism: Daldinia vernicosa
Lineage: Eukaryota; Fungi; Ascomycota; Sordariomycetes; Xylariales; Hypoxylaceae
Product: MFS general substrate transporter
Exons: 6
Coding region: 1-1431 (476 amino acids)
Biological process (GO): transmembrane transport
Cellular component (GO): membrane
Molecular function (GO): transmembrane transporter activity
Source: RefSeq, a predicted model, not a curated record
AUGGGGGGUAGCGAUAGAGAGGAAAAGCAGCAUGAUUCCGCGACUGUGAGUGACGAUAGGUUACUUGAAAAUGAUACCGCAGCAGAGAAGCGACUCGUGAGGAAAACAGACCUAUUAAUGAUGCCAGGCUUAGCUCUUGCAUACUUCACGCAUACUCUUGAUCGUGCCAAUCUUGGCAACGCGAAGACUGAUGGCCUGGAGAAGGAUCUGGGUCUCGUGGGCAAUCAAUUCUCCCUAUUACUUGUUUUAUUCUAUGUCCCCUACGCUAUCUUUAACAUUCCCUGGUCGAUACUCGCAAAGAAGUACAACUCUGCUCGAGUGAUCCCGUUUACUAUCUUAGGAUGGGGAGCUUGUACCAUGGGCGCUGCCGCCGCCAAGAACUUUGCUGGUAUUAUGGCGACAAGAAUUGUAAUGGGUGCUAUUGAAGCAGCUUGCCUAGAUAAGCCCUGUGAGGUUUACUACUUGUCUUUGUUCUAUACGCGGAAAGAGAUGGCAUUCCGUGUGUCUUGGAUUGGCCAGAUGGGAUUCAUUGCAGGCGCUGUCUCUGGCUUAAUUUCAUGGAGUGUAUUUCAGUGGAAGGGUAAAUUACAUGGUUGGCAAUAUUUAUUUCUCAUCGAAGGCUCGAUUACUGUUGUAGUGGCAAUCUACCUCUACAUCUUUGCCCCUCAGAGUCCUGAGAAGUCUCGAUGGUAUACAGAGAAAGAAACUAGGCUUGCUAAGCACCGCCUUCAGCAGGACUCGCAAGAUCAAGAUACGGAAUUCCAUUGGGAUGAAGCGAAGAGGCAGCUCAAGCAUUGGCCAACCUGGGCUUUUGCCUUCAUGGCCUUGAUGUAUGGGGUCGGCGUUGCUAGUAGCUCGAAUUUCUUACCAACAAUGAUAAAAAGACUCACUAGCGAGGCCACUACUGCUAACCUCUAUACCGUCGGGCCCAAUCUAACGGCAUCAGUCUUUCAAGUCACAAUAUGUUGGCUCUCUGACCGAUAUCAGCAACGAGCAACAUUUGCUUGUGGUACAACAGUCAUUUCCCUAGUGGCUUGGAUCCUUCUCGGUACAUUAGACUUGGUCCAUCAACCACAAGUCGGCUACUUCUUGACAUAUCUCAUCACUUUCUCUACCUUUAUUCCGAGUAACCUCGUCCCAGCGUGGUUAUCAUCCAACACACCGACUACUACAGGCCGUGCUGUGUCGCUUGGCCUCAACUACAUGGCUAUGAAUUUAGCUGGGAUUAUUUCCUCGUUAGUUUACCGAACCGAGGAUGCACCUGUCUACCGACCAGCAUUAAUUACUGUCGGCUGUACCCAAGGUGUCUUCGUCGUUACGGCCUUGAUGAUGCGACAGUACUAUGCUGGCUUAAAUAAGAAACUCGACUCCGGUGAACUUCCCUGCGCGCCUGGAAUGGAAGCUCGUCUUAAAUAUCGGUAUGCCGUCUGA